GUGUCCGCGGAUUUUUGCCGCGCGAUUACGCGAGCGCGCGCUACCCUUCCCCCCUGUUAUCGGCGUCGUUUUCGUCGCCAUUGUCGCCGUCGUCGCCGCCGCCGCCGCCGCCGCUGUCCUUCGGCACGAUGAAUAAAGUUUAAACGCUGUCGCCGUCGGCGCUCUCGGCUCUGACCUUCCAUAAAUCAACGCGGCCGAUACCGAUCUACGGGCGUUCUCACGGAGCGCUUCCGAGCGCCGCGGCGGUGGUACACGUGUAUGCGGCACUUAUCAUGAUAAUAGCAUGCGUACACAUACGCACACACGCACGCACGCACGCGUGUGUAUGUAUAAUGCGCGACGAGCCGGCUCCUCUGAGCGCGCGUCGUCGCACCGGCGAGGAUGAGUCGCUGGAGCCCGGAAAAAUCGCGGAAAUCUGCCUCCGCCAAGGCCAAUGAUGGGCCGCGCAGUGGGGCGAAACAGCACAAUGAGAUAUUCGCGAUGAUGAUGCCGACACGUGUAGGGUAUAUAAAGGGAUCGAUUUCCCUGCUGGCCGCUACUGAGCCAGAGUGCCGAUCUGGUCUGCAUUGUCCGCCGCGCGUUCGCUAACGGGAAAGCUGAUAAAACGUUUAACAUGUUCAAGCUGAUUCUCGUGAUUGCCGCCGCAGUGGUCGCGGCCAUGUGUGUGCCGACACCGGAGCCAGUACCAAUCCCAGGACCCUCACCAAGGCCGCAACCAGGGCCGCUACCAGGGCCGUUACCAGGACCGCUACCAGGACCGCUACCAGGACCGCUACCAGGACCGCUACCAGGACCGCUGGCAGGACCGCUGGCAGGACCGCUGCCAGGACCGCUGGCAGGACCGCUGCCAGGACCGCUGCCAGGACCUGCGCCAGGCCCUCUACCGGGACCUCUCGGGGCGCCAGUGAUAGGGCCCUAUCCGGUGGUCUACCCGCCGGCCUACCUGAAGACUUACUAUUACCCGGCGGCGGUUCCUGUGCCGUAUUACGGCGGCGGCUACAAGUGGCUUCAUCAUGGCCCGCUCUACGUCUACUGACAUCGAUCCAGGAUCUCCCGGGACACCAGAGAGACCGCCGGCACCGACACGAGUGUCUUCGCUUAGUACGGGGCUCGCCUCAACGCGCCAAAUGAUUCUGUACCGUGGAACGUCUUCCAAAUAAAAUAUGCUCUUGUCGCAGACACCGCAGUGUGCUCGAACUACUACGG
Messenger RNA from Harpegnathos saltator (Jerdon's jumping ant), 1206 nucleotides. RefSeq names its product tetra-peptide repeat homeobox protein 1-like. The transcript has 2 exons. The record is from RefSeq and is a predicted model, not a curated record. Lineage: Eukaryota; Metazoa; Arthropoda; Insecta; Hymenoptera; Formicidae. Bases 614 to 1036 code for a protein of 140 amino acids.